GCUUUUCAUUGUUAUACGGAGCAUCAACACAAGUGAUGAUGCGAGUCAGGGAGGGGCGCUGGCUGCGUCACUGCGCCUGUGCCUCAGUAGCGGUGUCAUCACUGGGAUCGCCAUGUUCGUGCGAUGAUAAUAGCAUUUAGAAAAGAAAUGAAGUGGAGGGGAGAACGAAGGCUUCUACGACGGGCACCUCGGAUCUGAUAGAGGAAGGCAUCUUUGAGAGAGGAAGGCGUGGCAGAGCGGAAAGAGGAGAGUGGAGCGGAGGAACAGUGAAGGUGAGGAAAGAGGAAGAGGCGAGUUAAGAAGAGGAGGAGAGAACAGGAGGAUGCUCUACUGGCUGAACGAGAAAGAGAUGUCGGUCCAGGAGCUUCUGCAGCGAGUCCAGUGUGUCAUCGCUCAUGUCGAUGAGAUUAUGCAGCGGGAGAUCAGGCCCCUGCUUGCAGAAGACAUCAUCGAGCAGCUUCAUCGACAGUUUGCCUUGCUUUCUGGGGGAAGAGGGAAGGACGGAGCCCCCAUCAUCACCUUUCCAGAGUUCUCAGGCUUUGGUGAAGUGCCGGAGGAAGACUUCCUGAAUGUAGUAACAUAUCUGACCAGUAUUCCCAGUCUUGAUGCGGCCAGUAUAGGUUUUAUAGUCAUCAUCGACCGGCGGAAGGACAAAUGGAGCUCCGUAAAAAUGUCCCUCUCCAGGAUUGCUGGGGCAUUUCCUGGAAACCUGCAGCUGGUGUUCGUGCUGAGACCGGCCAGGUUUUUCCAGAGAACAAUCGCUGACAUCGGCAUCAAGCUGCAUAAAGAUGAUUUUAAAAUGAAGAUAGUGAUGAUAAAUUCCUUGUCCGAGCUACAUGGGUAUGUGGAUAAAUCUCAGCUGACACAUGAGCUCGGAGGAAGUCUGGAGUACUGUCACAGCCAGUGGAUACAUCAUCGAACCGCUGUGGAGAAUUUUGCCAUGACCGUGAAAACCACAGCUCAGCAACUCAAGAGUUUUGGGUCUGAUGUAGCUGACACAGAGCUGCCAAACAAUGUCCAGAGCACCAAAGAUCUUCUUGUUGCACAUACAGAAAAACACACUUACCUUAAGAAUGAGCUGAAGUUGGCCGUGAAGCAAGGCACCACUCUCUUAGGAUGCAUCAAGGAGCAACCAGCCAAAACAGAAAGCCAUAAACUAAAUCCUGAUGAAAUUGAAAACCAAACAACUGUGGAAAGGCUCAUGGCUCAGUUGGAUGAGACGGAUAAUGCCUUUGAUCAGUUCUGGUGUAAGCACCACCUAAAACUGGAGCAGUGCCUUCAGCUACGGCACUUUGAGCAGGAUUUCAGAGAGGUCAAAAUAGCUUUGGAUUUCUUGAUAGAAAGCCUGUCCAAGUUAUCAGACACUGGAAAUUGUGUGUCAAAGGUGGAACAUAUUUUGGAGGAAUUGAAUUCACUGUCUGAGAGAGCUCAAUCGACGUUAGAGAAGGCCCAGCUUCACGCCUCCCAUGGGGAUCAGCUGAUCCAGAGUAACCACUACGCUGUUGACUCAAUCCGACCCAAAUGUGUGGAGCUACGACGAAUCUGUGAUGACUUCAGCAACGAGGCGCAAAAAAAAACAGAGGUCAUGUCCAAAACUCUGCAGAUACACAGGGGCAUUAAUAAGAUUACCAAGUGGUGUGAGGAUGGUGUCUACCUGCUGGCAUCGCAAGCAGUAGACAAAUGUCAGUCUCAGGAUGGAGCUGAGUCAGCGCUGAGUGAAACUCAGCAGUUUUUGAAAACGGCAGAAGAUUGCCAGCUGACCGAAUUAAGGGACCUCCACACUCAAUAUGAACUGGUGCUGCCUGAGGAUCUCACGGCCUCGGUCCUCAAGACGCUGAAGCGGCUGGAGGAUGUCCAGGAGAUGUUUGAAAAGCGCUGUGUCAGCCUUAAAAGAUUGUCAGCCAAACAGACAAGGCCUGUUCAGCCUGUCGCUCCGAGACCGGAGUCCCCACCCAAACGCCCCUCUCUAAAGAAUUCUAGAACUCCGCCAAGCAGUCAGCAGCCGCUCAUCCGCCGAGCAUUGGACAACACCACAAGCAAUAAGCAGCAGACUGAAGUUGAUUCCAACAAGAAGAAGAGUCAACGGAAAGCUGCCAAAGGAAACAUCAAGAUUGAGGUGAUGCAUGAAGUAAGCCAGGGAGGCUCGAGCCAUGUUGUUGUGUCCAACGAGACCGAGGAAAAUCUGUCCAACAGACGCAGGCACAUUAUGACCGAGCUCAUAGAAACUGAGAGAAUUUAUGUGGAAGAAUUACAGAGCAUCAUGGAGGGUUACUUUGCUGAGCUGGAUAACUCUGAGAUUAGCUAUCUGAUCCCCCCAUCUCUUGAGAACAAGAGGGAUGUGCUGUUUGGAAAUCUGCCCGAAAUCUAUGAAUUUCACAACAGGACGUUUCUGGGAGAGCUUGAGAGCUGUGCUGAUAUGCCAGAGCUGGUUGGAUCCUGUUUCCAAAAAAGGAAAGAGGAGCUUCAGGUCUAUCAGAAGUACUGUCAGAACAAGCCGCGCUCUGAAGUCCUGUGGAGAGAGUGUGGAGACAGCCCAUUCUUCCAGGAAUGUCAGAAAAAACUUGACCACAAGCUAUCUCUGGAUGCAUACCUCCUGAAGCCGGUCCAGAGGAUCACCAAAUAUCAACUCAUGCUGAAGGAAAUGCUGAAGUGCACUAAAAAUGAAGGGAAAGCUGAGCUGGAGGAAGCCUUAGCCACGAUGUUGGACAUUGUCAAGUCAGUAAAUGACUCCAUGCACCAGAUAUCCAUCACUGGCUUUGAGGGAAACUUGAGUGACCUGGGAAAGUUGCUGAUGCAGGGAUCCUUCAACGUGUGGACGGAGCACAAGAAAGGCCACAACAAGGUCAAGGACUUGGCCCGUUUCAAACCCAUGCAGAGACACCUCUUCUUGUAUGACAAGAUGCUACUGUUCUGCAAGAAACGUGAAGAGACAGCAGAAGGACACGAGAAGAACCCCUCCUACAGCUUUAAACACUCACUCAAGAUGAGCUCAGUGGGGAUAACAGAAACUGUGAAGGGUGACAGCAAGAAGUUUGAGGUGUGGUUUAAUGGAAGAGAGGAGGUCUACAUCAUCCAGGCUCCUUCAAUGGACACGAAAAACACGUGGGUAUCUGAGAUUCGCAAAGUUCUCACAGGGCAGCUGGAAGCAUGCAGAGAGGCGAGUCAGUUGCACCAGAAGAUCACCGACAUCAGCGGCGUGCCGAUGAGGAACAUGCGCAAAAUGGCACUGAGGCAGUCGGAUUCAUCCAGUCCAGAGUCCACCACCCGGAUGAGCCAUCUGAGCCAGAACAUGAGACAAAAGAGAGCUGACUCCUCUGGCUCACAUACCGGCCACACUGCUGAUAAUGCUAGGAAACGUUUCACUCUGCAGGGUCUUUCCAAAAGGAGAUCACUGCCUGCAGAACCUGCUGUUAAAGAGGCUGAGCUUCCCCGCCGCUUCUCACUAACCUCCUCUCUGUCCUCCUCUAACUCUUCGUUUGUUGCUCGACGCAGAAAAGGUCCUCUCAAUGCUAGCACACCGAACAAGAGACACCAGAUAAAAAGUGACCCCACUCCUUUUGGUUAUGAAGAUACUUUGAGUGAUGCUAUGACAUCAGUAGAGAAACAACCGAAUAUGACUUGUAGCACUUCUGGCCGCGGCAUGUCUGUCAUGCUGAGAUCUUCUUCCCAACCAGGGUGGGCACAGCGACGUCUGGCCUCCAUGGACACAGAAGACUUUGACACCAUCCCAUCCAGUAUUGAAGAAUCCUCAGACUCGUCAGAGGACGGAAACAGCAAGGAUGUUGAAGGCGGUUGCUUUCAAGUAGAACUGAUCCCUGAGUCUCAAGAAACACAAGACAUUCCUCUGGAGUCCAGCAACUCAAUCCACUUACAAGAUGAUUCGGGAACCCGACUUUAAUAAGAUCUUUCAAACGCUUCCUGACUAGCAGAGCUCUCAACGUCUGCGCCUCCUUCUGGAAUGUUUCACAAGAACUCGAAUUUCAGAAGAACAAAAAAAGAACAGGGACAUCAAUAUAGACAAAGUUCUGAAUUUGUAAUUUUGUUGUGUUUAUUUAACUUUGUCUCUCCUGCUUCUUAGCCAAUCAAAAUACCAUUUGAGGACUUUUGUUCAGGACCCACAUCCCAUGCUGGAAUGCAGAUAUUUAACCUCUCUGUAGACAAUAUUCUGGUUAUCCCUUAAUGGAUGUUAUUGCCCGUUUGCUGCUAUAUAAACCAUCCAAACUUUUUUUCCUGAUAACUUCUCUGUGAGUUUGACAUGAUACUGGACUCAUUAUUUUGGAUCGAUCAAUUGAAGUUUGCUCUCAUGACAGUUAAGUGCAUCACUGCUGACCAAUUGCUCAGAAUGGUUAGAAAGAUGAAAAACUGGGUGUCUGUUAAACCACAGUGUGGGUUUGUACAAUGAUUAUUUAUGUUACAAUUAAUGCACAUUUUAUAACUAUUAUGAAUGUAUCUGUUUUAGAACAUCGUCUGUAAAUAUUGCAUUCUCUUGUUGUAUAGUAAAUGUGACAUGCUGUAUAUAUUGAGCUUUUGUUAUUGUUUACCGGAAUUAGUAAAAACUAUUAAAUUGAAAGGCAACACUUAAUAGGCUUGGUUGAAUCAUCU
Molecule: messenger RNA, 4602 nt
Organism: Synchiropus splendidus (mandarinfish)
Lineage: Eukaryota; Metazoa; Chordata; Actinopteri; Syngnathiformes; Callionymidae
Gene: mcf2l2
Product: MCF.2 cell line derived transforming sequence-like 2
Exons: 34
Coding region: 323-3898 (1191 amino acids)
Biological process (GO): intracellular signal transduction
Cellular component (GO): cytoplasm
Molecular function (GO): guanyl-nucleotide exchange factor activity
Source: RefSeq, a predicted model, not a curated record